This is a messenger RNA of Eremothecium cymbalariae DBVPG#7215, 930 nucleotides long. RefSeq names its product Scd6p (gene SCD6). The record is from RefSeq and is a predicted model, not a curated record. Lineage: Eukaryota; Fungi; Ascomycota; Saccharomycetes; Saccharomycetales; Saccharomycetaceae. The transcript has a single exon. Gene Ontology annotation, biological process: P-body assembly; cytoplasmic stress granule assembly. Gene Ontology annotation, cellular component: P-body. Gene Ontology annotation, molecular function: mRNA binding. Bases 1 to 930 code for a protein of 309 amino acids.
AUGUCGCAGUAUAUUGGGAAGACUAUUUCUUUGAUUUCUAAUAAUGACAAUCGUUAUGUUGGAUUGUUGGAAGCGAUUGAUUCGGAGCAAGGAAUUGUGACUUUGAACAAUGUGCGUUGUUUUGGAACAGAGGGACGGAAGAAUUGGGGACCUGAAGAGGUAUAUCCUAAUCCUGCGAUUUAUAAUUCAGUUGUUUUUAAUGGGAAUGAUGUAAAGGAUUUGAGUAUUUUGGAUUGUGCUUUAGAGCAAGUUCAGCCUGCGUUGCCGUCACAUUUGAUGGUGCCGGCGAAUAAUGAGGCUGCUGUCGGUCGCGAUGGUGUUCCUGUGCAAGGUGGACAGGUGCCUCCUGCGGUUGCUGGGUAUGGUGUUUAUGCUCCUGAGAGGAAGGAGGCUGUCAGGGGUGGUGGUAGUACAGGAAAGGGGCCGUCGGUGGAGAAGGCUGACGUGGUGGAUGCGAAAGUGCAAGCGGGGGCAGGGAACAAUGAUGGGGAGAAGGUUAAGAAGCAGCAAGGGAAACCUAAGAUUGCAGUUCCUAAUAAGGAUUUUGAUUUUGAAUCUAAUAAUGCCAAAUUUUCGAGGACAUCCGAUGGGGUCCCCGAAUCUAAUCGGGAGUCUGAACAGGUUGAAAACGCAAAUAACAAUCAAAACGACGAGGUGUUUUAUGAUAAAAAGUCCUCUUUCUUUGAUUCAAUCUCCACGUCAACUGAGGCCAACACAAACAUGAAGUGGCAGGAGGAACGCCAGUUGAAUAUGGACACAUUUGGUCAGGCAAGUGCUAGACCAAGGAACAAUAAACGUGGGCGGUUCCGUGGGCGUGGUAGGGGUCGUGGUGGUCGUUUCCCAACUAGGAACCAUGGAGGUUACCGUAAUGGCAACACUUUCAGAGAUACCAAAGAUGUGCCAGCCGUAUCAGAGAAGGUUGAAUUUUAA